AUGGCCUUUAGUUUUGGACUUUCAGUUGUGUUGUUCCUCUUCGGGAUUUUCCAGAAUGGCUAUUGCAUCCGUUGCUACGAAUGCGUUGCUCGCUUAGGACCUGGAGAAAUAAGUGCCUGUCUUCACGGGGACGAGUCCCAGUUAAAAAGAGUGCACUGUAUAGGUCCGUCUGUAUGUGCCGCCUAUCACUACCAAAGCGUUAUUCCUGGUACCCCGACUAUCAACCACAUCACCCGAGGUUGCCAAGCCCUGCGAUACGGAGCCACCUGCGAAGAUAUCUUCAAUGAAUUGAGGAUGAAGAAUGAGAUCCUGCCGGGGCAACAUACUUGCACGACGUGUAGUACAGAUCUCUGUAAUUCAGCAGAUAAGAUCAAUGCAGUUCCAUUAGUUGUAGCUUUAGUUUUAGCUUUUCUAAGUUGGCUCUUACUUUUAUAAAAGAAAAAAGUAGUAAUUGAAA
Messenger RNA from Anoplophora glabripennis (Asian longhorned beetle), 457 nucleotides. RefSeq lists its product as uncharacterized. The coding region runs from base 1 to 435 and encodes 144 amino acids. Gene Ontology annotation, biological process: sleep; regulation of synaptic transmission, cholinergic; positive regulation of voltage-gated potassium channel activity. The transcript has 3 exons. The record is from RefSeq and is a predicted model, not a curated record. Lineage: Eukaryota; Metazoa; Arthropoda; Insecta; Coleoptera; Cerambycidae.